Cordyceps militaris CM01 is the source of this 993-nucleotide messenger RNA. RefSeq lists its product as uncharacterized. The coding region runs from base 1 to 993 and encodes 330 amino acids. NCBI's taxonomy places the organism in Eukaryota, Fungi, Ascomycota, Sordariomycetes, Hypocreales, Cordycipitaceae. The record is from RefSeq and is a predicted model, not a curated record. The transcript has 5 exons.
AUGCCGCGCCCGCCCAAGAUGCACGCCAGCCGCCACUUGGUUGAGGACUUGCCCAUCUUGGAAGGUAAAAGAUGGACGUCGUAUAGCUUUCACUAUCCCUCGUGCCGACAAGGCCGGCUGAGCUGCAAGCCACUUGGUUUCACCUGCAAUAUCCGUGCCGAGCUGCGGUUCGAGUUAGCUCAGCCCGCUGGGUCCGUCACCUUGCGAGGCAACGUUGGAGGGCAAUGCUGGCCAGGAUCAAAACGCUACCUCGAUAAAUUUGUGCGGGCUGGAAAACCCGUGGCAGGACCGUUGCCGGGUCUCGCGCAGUUGAAAACCUCCCCUCCACUGAACAGUUCCUACAUCAACAUCACCGCAUCAACACCACCGCAUCAACACCACCGCAUCAUCAUGCCUUUUUCUAACAAAGAACGUCUGUACGUGGCGUUGUAUGCUCGUGGUGGCAACCCCACAAUGCCGGGCGGCGAGGAUAACACUAACGACACUUUUCUCGACAGGUACCAUUGGGCCUUGGUUUUAGGCCCAAAGAUGGAACGCUACAACUCUCGCGGGACUCGGUUUCAUGCACAUGAAAAGAUGCAUUUCGCUGAUGGCGAAGCUCGGUCGGUCUGGGAGUUUGAAGAGCGAGAUAUGAGUAUGGCGCCGACUGCGAUGAUACUAGUCCGCAUUUUGAUAGCCAAGGUCAAGGACCGGAACGGCCUCUUGGCAGUCUUGCGAAGCAUACCCAUCCGAGAGUCACAGCCUGGGUGGAACUGCGUAUACUGGGUUCAGGAAGCAAUACAGGCUUUAUAUCGACACCAGGAAUCAGGAUAUGGUAUAUUUGAAAGAUCAGCGUACCAGCUGGAUUGGGACGCAGUUCUUGCAACUGCGCUCUGGUAUGUCAAAGAGAAACAGCUUUCUCAUCGGUUCGAUGGGCAGGCAGCGUCAGGCACAUUCGACCAAUCAAAAGUGGCUACCUGGGAUAUGUUACAAAAGCGCGAGCGUAUCCCUUGA